UGGCCCUGGGCUCCUUCCUCCCUUUUGGAAGGAGCGGGGAUAGAAAUGUAGCAGUGGGAGCAAAUCAAGCUGGCCCGCUGCUUAAGCGCCGGUGGAGCCGCCACCUCCGCACUCAACAGAGUCCGGCUGGCCAGCUUUUGUAGGGAAGGGGGCGGCGAGCUUCUCAGCAUUGCCUUCGGAGCUGGCUAGGUUUGGCUGAGGGGCCGGACCCCUGCGCUUUGCGUCCUGCGCGGGCCUCGGCCCACUGGCCUCCAGUGUUGGAGCCGCCGCCAGGCCUGGGCGAGUCUGCCUUUCCUGCGCCGCUUCUCCGGCGACGAAGCGGUCCCGGCGAGCGAGGGCCGGCUUUGAGUCCUGGCGGCCGGGCACCAAAGCGGGCGGAACCUCUCCGGCUGCCGCAAGGAAGAGGCCGGCCGAGCUCAGGACAAAGGCGCGUCCCCGGGCGGCUGAGGAGGAAGCGGAGCCUGCUCCUGCGGCGGAGUCUCUCCGACGGCGGCAGGAGGCGGCUGAGGCGGGCAGCGAAGCUGCUCUCUGCUUCUGGGCGAGCUGCUCCCGCUGUCGUGUGCCCAUAGAGCGGCGGCCCGACCCAGCCGGAGGGGACUGCUACUCCCCCACGCGCUCGCCCAGUGGAAUCGGCUGGGGCAGCCCCACCUCUUGCCGCUUCCUUCCCUCUCUUGCACCCCUAUCCCCGGCCCGGCUGCCGCGGCGUCCCCUUUAGAGGCCGCCCUCUGGCCCUCGGCACCGUGCAGCGAGGGGUCUGCCGUCCGCAGCCUUCUGAAGCGCUGCGCUGCGCUCCGCACGGGCGGCGUCCGCCCUCGCCGCUGCGGCGUGGCCCAGGAUGGACCAGUCCGUGGCGAUCCAGGAGACGCUCUCUGCAGGAGAGGCCUGCCUCGCCGCCGUGCAGGGGGUCCUGACGCGGGAGAAGAGCAUGGAGAGCCGGCUGCUGGGCCUCGUGGAGAGCCGCGGAAAGAGCAUGAUCUGUGUGUACACCCACCGGCGCAUGGCUAUCACUGCAGAUGACGUGUGCCUGGAGAGAGUCCUUCUCAUGCAGGACGGAUUUGCUGUGGAGGAAGUCCCCCAGGAGAGUGACCUGCAUGUUCCAGGGUCUGAUGUAACUGUCCAGAUAAUGUCAAGCGACGCAAUCUUGCUGGUGCGGCUGCCUUUUGGCUCACAGACCCAAAACUUCUUGAGAGAGGUCAGGAAGCGCUGCAGCCCAGGAGUCGCUGGGAAUGAAGACCCGAAGCAACGAGGGAAGCCACUGUCAGUCAUGAGCCAGGGGUGCGGUGCAAGUGGUGUCCACACAGCUGCAGCUGCUGCUACUGGUGCUGCUGCUGCUCCCAGGCUCAGGAAUGAAGUCACCAGCGAGAUGGUCCGAUCCUCAAGUGUGCUGGUGUCGGACACGGUGCGGGGCUUGUCCAUGCAGACUUUUGGGCUGAGAGAUACCAUCAUAAGGUCCCAUCUUCUGCAGAAAGAGGAUUUGUACACGCACCUCCAAAGCUUCAAGUUUUUUGUUGGGACAUACAAUGUGAACGGCCAGUCCCCCACGGAGCCGCUCCAGCCUUGGCUGACCCGAGACGCUGACCCUCCAGACCUUUACUGUGUGGGCUUCCAAGAGCUGGACCUGAGCAAAGAGGCCUUUUUUUUUAACGACACGCCGAAAGAAGAGGAGUGGCUUAAAGCCGUUACGGAAAACCUUCACCCGGGGGCCAAGUAUGCCAAGGUAAAGCUUAUCCGGCUUGUCGGGAUCUUGAUGCUGUUGUAUGUAAGGUCUGAGCUUGCUGUGCACGUUUCUGAGGUGGAGGCCGAGAUGGUUGGCACAGGCAUCAUGGGGAGGAUGGGCAACAAGGGUGCCGUGGCCAUUCGCUUCAGGUUGCACAACACUUCCAUCUGCAUGGUGAAUGCCCACCUGGCAGCCCACACCGAAGAGUACGAGCGGCGGAACCAAGACGUCCGCGACAUCUGUGCCCGCAUGCAGUUCUGCCAGCUGGAGCCUGGCCUCCCACCCCUCGCCAUUGGCAAGCACGAUGUUGUCUUGUGGUUGGGAGACCUGAACUACAGGCUGGAGGAACAGGACACAGAGCGGGUGAAGAAGCUUGUGGAGGCCCAGGAGUUCCACAGCCUUUAUCAGCAUGACCAACUGAAAAAUCAGAUGGAGACAAAGAUGGUCUUUGAAGACUUUAUGGAGGGAGACAUUUCCUUCCCGCCAACUUACAAAUACAACACGGGUUCCAAUGACUGGGACACCAGUGAAAAAUGCCGCACUCCAGCCUGGUGUGACCGCAUCCUAUGGAAAGGGAAGAACAUCUCUCAGAUGAGUUACCAAAGCCACAUGGCUUUGAAGAACAGUGACCACAAGCCAGUCAGUGCUAUGUUUGACAUUGGGGUGAAAGUGGUGGAUAAGGAGCUCUAUCGCAAAGCCUUUGAGGAAAUUGUGCGCUCCUUGGAUAAGAUGGAGAAUGCCAGCAUCCCGUCGGUCACUCUCUCCAAGCGGGAGUUCCUUUUCAAGGAUGUGAAGUACAUGCAGCUUCAAGUGAAGCCUUUCACCAUCCGUAAUGGGCCAGUCCCCUGCCAGUUUGAAUUCAUCAACAAGCCAGAUGAAGACUCCUAUUGCAAGCCGUGGUUGAUGGCAAACCCUAGCAAGGGCUUCCUGUUGCCUGAUGCUGAGGUGACAGUUGAGUUGGAAUUGUUUGUGAAUAAGUCAACAGCAACACAUUUGAACUCUGGAGAGAACAAGCUUGAGGACAUCCUGGUCCUGCAUCUCGAUCGGGGCAAGGAUUAUUUCUUGUCUGUGUCGGGGAACUACCUGCCCAGCUGCUUUGGGUGCCCUCUGCAGACGCUGUGUCACAUGAGGGAGCCUAUCCAAGAGAUGUCACCAGAGGCCAUCCAGGAGCUGACGCUGAUGCCGCUGCGGCCAGGUGAUGAUGCCUCCUGGGGCGAGAAGCCCUUGGACAUUCCCAAGGAGUUGUGGAUGAUGGUCGACUACCUGUACCGCAAUGCAUGCCAGCAGGAAGACCUCUUCCAGCAGCCAGGCCUGAGGACUGAAUUUGAACAGAUCCGCGAUUGCUUGGACACAGGGAUGCUGGACACGCUCGAUGGCAGCAACCACUCAGUGGCUGAAGCUUUGCUGCUCUUCUUGGAGAGCCUUCCUGAACCGGUCAUCUGCUACAGGCUGUACGACAGCAGCUUGGAGAGUGCCGACAGCCACGUGCUGAGCAGCCAGGUACUUUCCACGCUGCCCAAGUGCCAUAAAAAUGUCUUCAGUUACCUCAUAGCAUUUCUGCGGGAACUGCUGCAACACUCUGGGAAAAACCACUUGGAUGUGAAUAUUCUUGGUAGUCUAUUUGGGGGCUUACUGCUACGUCCCCCUCCUGGCCACCUGAAGCCGGGCAUUGCCGAGAAGCGGAAAGCUCAGCAAUUCAUCCAGCAGUUCCUUUUGCGGGAAGGGGGCACACUGUGAAGGCUGUGGACUCCUCAUUUUAUAGGCUAUUACUUCUGUAAUAGUUAUUAUGUAUAUUCAGAAUACUAGAUCUUGCAGUAUUUUAAUGACUUUGUGUGUACGGAUGUGUACAUACUUUUUAGUUCUGGAGUACAGGUCAGGUAUGAAGAAUCAGCUGCCACUGUGUUAGCAACAUUAUAAAGCACAGUAAAUUUCAAAGUGCACUUUUAUUUUAAACUAGUGGUCGAUAUGCACACUAUAUCGUAACUGUGAUGUCACAUUUUGUGAUAAAACAAUUUUAUCUCUAUUUCCCAUUGCCUUAAUACUUAACCUUUGAAAACCUAACUAAGCGACUUUUAUAAUCAAAGAAAGAAUGCAACUUUAAUAUAAUUAAACAUUUUAAGUUUUUAAUGUU
This is a messenger RNA of Rhineura floridana, 3848 nucleotides long. RefSeq names its product inositol polyphosphate-5-phosphatase B (gene INPP5B). Gene Ontology annotation, molecular function: phosphatidylinositol-4,5-bisphosphate 5-phosphatase activity; inositol-1,4,5-trisphosphate 5-phosphatase activity. The record is from RefSeq and is a predicted model, not a curated record. The transcript is spliced from 22 exons. NCBI's taxonomy places the organism in Eukaryota, Metazoa, Chordata, Lepidosauria, Squamata, Rhineuridae. Gene Ontology annotation, cellular component: cytosol; membrane. The coding region runs from base 836 to 3454 and encodes 872 amino acids. Gene Ontology annotation, biological process: signal transduction; phosphatidylinositol dephosphorylation.